Dryobates pubescens (Downy woodpecker) is the source of this 381-nucleotide messenger RNA. Its product is annotated as lymphocyte antigen 6E. Bases 1 to 381 code for a protein of 126 amino acids. The record is from RefSeq and is a predicted model, not a curated record. Gene Ontology annotation, molecular function: acetylcholine receptor inhibitor activity. Lineage: Eukaryota; Metazoa; Chordata; Aves; Piciformes; Picidae. The transcript is spliced from 3 exons.
AUGAAGCCUUUUCUGGUUGCCCUGCUGGUGACAAUCCUGUGUGCCAAGCAAGCCUACUCGCUGUUCUGCUACACGUGUGACAAUGAGCACUCCAACUGGAACUGUCUUAAUACCUACAGGUGUGAAGACCACGAGAAGUAUUGUACAACCACAUACAGUUCUGUUGGGCUUGGCAAGGAUGCAGGGCACCGCAUCACCAAGAAGUGUUCAGCAGACUGUCCUGAGACGAACGUGAACUUCGGCGUGGCAGCUUACUCCACCAAAUGCUGCAGUACCUCCCUGUGCAACUUCAGCGGUGCCAACAGCAUCAAGAUCAGCUACGCCGCCAUGCUCCUGGGCAUCGUGGCCAGCUUGAUCUGUGUCGUCAGGGCAGGAUUGUGA